UUGCGUCGGUUAACGGAAACGUGCGUCGCGUAGUCCACAGGAGUGAUAAAUUAACAAAAAUAAUUAUUAAAUAGAUUCAAUCUAGAGUACAUUUCACAGGUGAGUCGAUAUGGAUGACGAAGAGGAGACAUACAGACUGUGGAAGAUUCGUAAAACCAUCAUGCAGCUGUGCCACGACCGAGGCUACCUGGUGACACAGGACGAGUUGGACCAGACACUGGACGAGUUCAAGAGUCAGUUUGGAGACAAGCCCAGCGAGGGUCGCCCCAGACGCACAGACCUCACUGUGCUGGUGGCGCACAACGAUGACCCCACAGACCAGAUGUUUGUUUUCUUUCCUGAGGAGCCCAAAGUGGGAAUCAAGACCAUUAAGAUGUACUGUCAGAGGAUGCAGGAGGAGAACAUCACACGAGCCAUCAUUGUUGUUCAGAUGGGCAUGACACCGUCGGCCAAACAGUCUCUAGUUGACAUGGCACCCAAAUACAUAUUGGAACAGUUUCUACAACAGGAGCUGCUUAUUAACAUCACAGAGCAUGAGCUUGUUCCAGAGCACAUUGUUAUGACGAAAGAGGAAGUGACUGAACUUCUGGCAAGAUAUAAACUAAAGGAAAGCCAGUUACCGAGGAUCCAGGCUGGGGACCCUGUGGCUCGCUACUUUGGCUUGAAAAGAGGACAGGUAGUAAAGAUCAUCAGACCCAGUGAAACAGCUGGGCGGUACAUCACAUACAGACUGGUGCAGUGACGGACAGAUGUUCUUCUGGAUCAACAUUUAGGAAGACCAGUGAAGGAAACUGAAGACGUUACAUCCUUCAUCACUCAUCCAGAUUCUUCUAAUGACUUGUGUUGUUUAGUUUUUCUGAUAAUUACUGAUUUUGUAAAAUAAACAUUUCAAAAUGUAAUAACAUACUUUGUUUUAGCUCACAUAAUCUCACCAUUUAUGUAUAUUUCAAGAACUAUUUAUCUUAAAGAUGAAGUUUAAGAAUUCUAUCUACAUCAUGCUGUAAUGGUUUUAGAUGCCUACCUUCUUUUUCCUUUUGAAAGCCAUGCUGUAGCUGCUUUAGCCUGUAGCUUUUAGAACUGGCCUGGUUACUGUACGUCACAUGUCAGAUUAUUAAAAUCCACCUUAGUAAACAGUU
Molecule: messenger RNA, 1136 nt
Organism: Dicentrarchus labrax (European seabass)
Lineage: Eukaryota; Metazoa; Chordata; Actinopteri; Moronidae
Gene: polr2eb
Product: RNA polymerase II, I and III subunit E, b
Exons: 8
Coding region: 110-742 (210 amino acids)
Biological process (GO): DNA-templated transcription
Cellular component (GO): RNA polymerase III complex; RNA polymerase II, core complex; RNA polymerase I complex
Molecular function (GO): DNA-directed RNA polymerase activity; DNA binding
Source: RefSeq, a predicted model, not a curated record